Messenger RNA from Acanthaster planci (crown-of-thorns starfish), 1824 nucleotides. RefSeq lists its product as uncharacterized. Lineage: Eukaryota; Metazoa; Echinodermata; Asteroidea; Valvatida; Acanthasteridae. The record is from RefSeq and is a predicted model, not a curated record. Gene Ontology annotation, cellular component: cilium. Gene Ontology annotation, biological process: cilium assembly.
AUGGGCGGAUAUUUUUCCUCAAGCCAAACUUUCCCUGUCGUGAAGUCGUUUGAUUGUCAGUGAUUCGCAUGAUAGCAUGAGAGAUUUAGUGGCAAGGGUUUGACGAUAAGUGUAGUCAUCAACUGAAAUACGACCCUAUAAUAUUCAAGUAAACCUGAAAGACUUGAAUAUUUUGCCCAUUUUUGGCCGACAUUGCAAAGUUUACUGACCUUUGUACGACUGCAAGGUCAUGUCAUAUGUCAAAGUGUGUCAUGCGCAAACAAGAAAACAAGAUGGCGAUCCCCUUGACGAAGUCGCGCCGCUGUAUGCAUUUCUCAGUUGUCUUUCUGGUAAAACUAUCAAUGUUUACCUAUUUAAUCCUUGAUAUUGUGCAUUCUGCAGAAGAUAAGGAGAUUUCACAGGAGAAAGGCACAGACUUGUUUACUUCAGAGAAUCACAUCCAAGGAAGAGGCUCACCUGAUAGUGCCUCACCUGACUUGAUGACAUCAGCCGAACAGGAAAAUGAAGAGAUGUUUGAAAAUAUUUUAGAAAAAACAUGGCAACAAAUAGGAGAUCUUCAUGGGGGGAUCAGACCUGAAGUAAAAAUGGCAAAAGAAGGGACAGUUGUUACUGGAAAGGAAUAUAAACGUUCAAGGCCAGACUCUUCUACUCCUAUGGAUUACAUCCAACUCUUGGCGUCCUACAUGAGGCCUGAAGUGUUCCACAAGUUUAUUGAAGGUCUGAACAAGACACUGGAUGCCCACAAACAGUACUCCCAUCCUGAAUUCACCUAUGUAAAUACAACCGAGAUACAUGCAGAUGGAUCUCAACAACACAAAGUGAAAUAUCCUUGCAUGCACAGACCUACUGGAAACAGAACGUUGCAUGUUAAAAUUGUUAACAACACUGAGAUGAUGGAGUUGGUGAGCAGUGUUUACCAUCCACCGAGCCAAGACAAUUCGUCAAGCGUGCUGGGGGGUUACUGUGCAUUCGUGAUGUUUUACGCCCCCUGGUGUAAGUUUUCUGCUAAGGCUGCACCAGCUUUUAAUGCCAUCGGGAGAGCAUUUCCAGAUCUCGAGGUGUUAGCGAUUGAUGCCUUUCAGUAUAACAGUUUGAACACACGGUUUGGAAUUGUUGCCGUACCGAAUGUCUUACUCUUCCACAAUAGCAAGCCAGUCAUGAGGUUCAACUAUUCACAAAGGACAUUUGACGUCUUCAGUGGAUUCAUUAGGAACUUUACAGGUCUGGAACCCAAUUCCUCUGUCCAAGUCUCAGAAGAAGACUAUCUUGGUCCAGUCCCCAGUGUAGCAACAGAGGAAUCUGACUAUGCUCUCUGGCUGUCAUGGUUAUUCCUCAUCACUGUGUUGCUGUGGUUCCUCCAGCAACAAGUGGGUAGUAUCAUCAUGGAUCGCAUCAGGGUAUUUGCCAUUUAUGCCCGCCAGGUUUGGCGAACAGGAGAGCUGUAUGAUCAGGUUGGGGUCUUGGUCCAUGAACACCAUGACUGAGCAGGUAUUACCCUAAUCAAAGUGGCGAACUAAGCUUGAAUCCAGUUCCACCUACAUAUACUGACUUUGCUUUGUCUAUUGACAUGUGGAAGUCCAUUGCAGAAGUCAUUAAUGGGUGCCUUGCCAAAAGUGAUUGAUUGAUAUCUAUAGUCAUUGCUUCAAAGCUGGAAUCAUUGCCUAUUCACUCAAAGAGGGAACAGAAGAGGGCGUAUUUCAAAUGAAAUUGACAGUCCUUUGGUAUGAACUCACGGCAUAUGAGCGCAAGUUUUUGUGCAUUUGACAUUCUGAGUACAUGUAACAAAUUUUUUCUUGAAACACGUGCAAGAACCCAGUUGGAAAA